AUGGAAGGCGGCGCAGUCCAGAUCGUAUCUCGGCGCACGGUCAAGCCAGAUUACCAAACGAGCACCCGGCCGCCGGAGCCCGAGACCGUCCACCUGACGCCGUGGGACCUGCGGCGGAUCACGGUGGACUACAUCCAGAAGGGGGUCGUCCUGCCCAAGCCUCCGCCCGGCGCGCACGCCGUCGAACACCUCGCGUCGUCCUUCGCGCGCGCCGUGGGCCGCUUCUACCCCCUCGCCGGCCGCUUCACCGUCGCGCCGGGGGCCACCGACGACGACGGGGCGCCGUCACCUCGGCCGAGCUUGACGAUCUCGCUCCGCUGCGGCGACGAAGGCGCCGACUUCGUCCACGCCGUGGCGCCCGGGGUGGCUGUCGCCGACAUCGCCGGCCCGCUUCACGUCAUCCCACGGGUGGUGUGGUCCUUCUUCCCUCUCAGCGGGAUGCUCGGCGCCGACGCCGUCGUCGACCCCGGCCGGCCGGUCCUGGCCGCGCAGGUCACGGAGCUCGCCGAUGGCCUCGUGGUCGCCAUGUCGCUGAACCACGGCGCCGCCGACGGGACCACGUUCUGGGACCUGUUCAACGCAUGGUCGGAUAUCAGCCGGAGCCGCGCCGCCGCCAACGGAGACAUCUCCACGGUGGCCCCACCUCCUAAGAGAUGGUUCCUCGACGGCUGCACCGUGCCGAUCCCUCUCCCCUUUGCCAGGGUGGAGGACAUCGCCAGGCGGUUCGAGUACCCGCCGGUGCAGGAAUGCUCGCUCCGUUUCUCGUCGGAGAGCGUGAAGAAGCUGAAGGCAAAAGCGAACGCCGAGAUGGCCACCGGCACAGCCACCAUCUCCUCCUUGCAAGCCGUGCUUGCACAGCUAUGGCGAGCAAUGUGCCGGCCCGUGGGCUCGCGCCGGACCAGGAGACGUCGUGCGCGCUUCCCGUCGGAUGCCGGACACGCGUGA
This is a messenger RNA of Triticum turgidum subsp. durum (durum wheat), 945 nucleotides long. NCBI's taxonomy places the organism in Eukaryota, Viridiplantae, Streptophyta, Magnoliopsida, Poales, Poaceae. The record is from the annotation of a GenBank genome assembly.